AUGGAUUUAAGUGAAGAUCUUAGGAAUUAUCUUGAGGAUUUUGAGGUGGUUGAAAAUGAAAAUAAAGAUUUGAAAGAAAAUAUCCAGCUGGCAAAUGAAUGCAUUGAGAAGCUAAGAGAACAAAUCCGAAAGUUUAAAAUAAGGCAUAAAGAAGUUAGUGAAGAGCUUAAGCAAGAAAAUGCCACUAUCUUAGAUAUGAAAGUUAAAAGUGAAGAUAAUGAGAAGACGAAGGAGUACUUCAAAAAAAUGGUGAAAUGCAAAUUAGAAGAGUGUGAAAAGCUAAAACAAGAAGUGACAUCUCUAAAGGCAGAUGUAGAGAAAGCAAGGAAACAAGAGAGCGAACUUGAUUCUAAUAAUUAUAAUAAGAUGAUAGAUGUAAAGAAGCCUUUGAAAAAUAAGAAGGAUGCAAGAAUUGAAUUUGACAAAUGUUCUUAA
Messenger RNA from Cryptomeria japonica (Japanese cedar), 435 nucleotides. RefSeq lists its product as uncharacterized. The record is from RefSeq and is a predicted model, not a curated record. The transcript has a single exon. NCBI's taxonomy places the organism in Eukaryota, Viridiplantae, Streptophyta, Pinopsida, Cupressales, Cupressaceae. Bases 1 to 435 code for a protein of 144 amino acids.